Blastomyces dermatitidis ER-3 is the source of this 2209-nucleotide messenger RNA. RefSeq lists its product as uncharacterized. Bases 1074 to 1916 code for a protein of 280 amino acids. Lineage: Eukaryota; Fungi; Ascomycota; Eurotiomycetes; Onygenales; Ajellomycetaceae. The transcript has 2 exons. The record is from RefSeq and is a predicted model, not a curated record.
UCUUAUUUGUUUGCUCUUUGUCUUCUGUUUGCUUUUCAUAUUUCGUUCUGGCCUAGGAAGCACUAUUGAGAUUGCCUAUCACAUUCUAGAGCGUCUAUCUUCUCUACAACUAUGUGAGGUUUCCGAGUUCAAAUUGGGCGAUCGUGUCAUCAUAUGCCUUAAUAAUAGGAUUGUAUAAGCGGUUUGGGUCUUGGGGAGUGCCAACAAUAAGACAUUUGUCAUUGCAAGGAAAGAGUAUGUCUCGUAGGGAGAUCAAGGACUGAUAGCUCGGUGUGAAAUAGUCUCCAGCAAUUCUAAGAAAAUCGCUCUCCUCACUUAUCACUCCUUGCUUUGCAGGCGCCAGCUCUUCAGUACUCAUACAAUUCCAUUUCUCAACAUGGCGAUCGGUUUUUCUGGGCGGCUGGACAGUUCUUGGUAUCAAAAUUGACACGGGUUUCCGACAACUUGAAACACCAAGUGUGUCGCCUUCUUCAAGGUACAGAGCCCAAUCAUAUGUUACAGCGACGUAAAGAAUUGCCUUAAUCCACGAGCAUGAUUUGAUUGGAAGUAUCCCUUUAUAUGAUUCUAUAUUUGUUUAAUUCAGCGUAGACCAAUAAGCCGAAAUGUACAGCAGUUAGGUCAUACGGAGACAAUUUGUUGCCACUGAUUGGAUACAAUAAAUGUUCCAGGCUGCUGCCUGAAAGAAACAUGUCCCCUCACUGUUUUGCCUCAACUAUUAUAGUUCAAUCAUGCCAUGUCAGUUGUUGGGCGACAAAACAGCUCGUUUAUGACCCAUCACAUCGUGGCACACAGGGGUCCCUGUUUUAUUGUUCUAUUUUCUUUCUUCCGUAGCUACCCAUAUCGAGGGCAAUGUCCAUAUUGUUCUAUAUUUGAUGGAGGGUCUACAGCAAAUUUGAUUUGCCCGGCAUAGUCAAAUCCUGGCUAAGCGCUAUCAGCAUAGUUACAGCAAAUGAUUGGUGUACAGGAAGGUUGAGCACUAUGGCUGGGAAUAAGAACUGAGCGUGAUUGUAUUUCCCAAUGAGGAGAACACUGGGUUGUUGUGCGGCUUUUCAAGACAGUGUUAGGCUUAUAAGAUGCUCCGCGGCUCUCCUCAAGAGCAGGAGUAUGUACCUUCUUUAGUCAUCCAAAAUUCAGGAGCAGCCAUGGCCAACAACCAGGCUCUUUUAAACUUCCUGACCGUGGCACCUCCUGCUCUUCCUACCCAAAAUACCAACAAGACACCCAAUACAACAAACCCAAACUAUAGUUGGGGGGAUAUCAACAGUGUUGGUCAGUGGCCCGGAUUCACAUACGCUCAUAUCAUGCACCGCUAUGGGACCUUGCUUCAGCAAGCACAAAUUGCGAGCGAACCAAUGCCAAACUCCCCCCCACAGCCUAUAAACACAGAGCCGAUGUUCGCUCUCCGUUUCAACACCUACAUCCAGAGUCGAUUGCGUCGCGCGCUGCGAGCUGGUUUCCAACCCCUUGCACCUCAGCUUGCAAAUCUGCAUCUUACUCCUAUUACGGUUGAUAUCGGUGACGCAGCAACUAUCAUCGACAACUACCGACCAGACAUCGCAUUUUUCCAAGCUGGUAGCGCACUGAAUUCCUCACCAAAUCGCUGUCCGGGUGAUCUAAAAGUAUCAUGGAAGUGGGAAUCUGGGUACAGGACGUCUUUAGUGCCAGGAGAUCGCAGGGAGUAUUUGCAAGUCCUGUCUCAGGUAAAUUAUUACAUGGGACAGCAUUGUGCAAGGUACGGUUUUGUCUUGUCAGACACCGAGUUGGUACCGAUUAAAAGGCUUGACGGGAAUGGCAACCUACUGGUUGCACAGGCUAUACCAUGGGAAGCAGAAGGGCCUGGGCGUUUGACUAUUCUGCUGGGACUUUGGUAUCUUGGGAUGUUAGGCGCGGCGGAUAAUGACUGGCGGCUUCUAUAAUGCGCAGGCUAAGGAGUCGUUCCUAGUAGUAUUUUGUGUUUGGCGGCAGACACUUAUUUUGAUCUUCUUCCUAUAAAACUUGUCAGUCCCUAUCGAAUCAGAAAAAUGGAGAAAUGUGUUGUCUGCGGCGACGAACAAGUAGCCGUCCGAAGCCUUCAACAACUUCAGUUUCAAACUCAAUCCGGCCACGUCCCUUCUUUUCAAUGUAUGUGUCGUUGGGAUAAACAAUCGCAACAUCAAAAUCAACCCAUAUAACCCUCUCUUGAUCACUAGGAACGAUGAGAAUAUUCUUU